GUCGCACGUAUUCGAACUGGGCCUCGGCUACUGGAUCAAACGUUAUGGACGCGGACACAUGUGUGGGUCUGAUGCCUGAUAACAGCUACGAGUGGGGCACUUACCACUGCAAUCAGAAAAAUGUUGGUCUCUGCGAAAAGAGAUUACCUUGUGAAGCGUCUGCAACAUUCGUCCUUCAUGCUCAUGACGUGGACACAACUGACCAGUCAAUAACACCAACGCUGGAUGCCCAGUCGGAGGAGGAGUGCUCGACGCUCUGUCUCGAGUCGUGCCCGGAGUGCAUGUACUUCAUCCACGUGAACGGCACGUGCCGGCUGUUCGAUGACGUCACACCGUCCAGUCUGGUCAUCCAAAGAGCCGGAGCCAGGGUCUUCUGCAAGACACAGUGAAUAAGAAUAUUCUGCAGCUAUGACAAUUCAGCCAAUAUCCGUGAUCCCCAAAUCCAACUCAUCCAUUAUCGACAGCAGGGCAAAUUGGUGAAUUAAUUUAUC
Molecule: messenger RNA, 491 nt
Organism: Haliotis rubra (blacklip abalone)
Lineage: Eukaryota; Metazoa; Mollusca; Gastropoda; Lepetellida; Haliotidae
Exons: 2
Coding region: 45-389 (114 amino acids)
Source: RefSeq, a predicted model, not a curated record